This is a messenger RNA of Clavispora lusitaniae ATCC 42720, 1662 nucleotides long. It is a transcript of the gene SRD1, whose product is annotated as Srd1p. Lineage: Eukaryota; Fungi; Ascomycota; Pichiomycetes; Serinales; Metschnikowiaceae. The record is from RefSeq and is a predicted model, not a curated record. Gene Ontology annotation, cellular component: plasma membrane; growing cell tip; cell division site.
AUGCAAAGGAGCACGCUUUUUACCAGCGUGUCACUUGUAUUACUCGUGGUGGCAUUUGCCUUUCUGAUUUUGGGUGUGGUGACGCUGCCCAUUUCGUCCUCGCUCAAACUUGGCUCAACUCCCGAUUAUACUUUUGGUAUCUUCGGCUACUGUCACAAGAACAAGUGUUCUUCGUCCCUGUACCCUGUGUCGUUUGGAGACAUUGACAAGAACGAAAACUGGCUUCUCACCGCUAGUACAAGAAACACCUUAUCCAAGGGUUUUAUCAUUUCUCCAAUCUCUUGCGGACUUGUCUUCUUGGCGUUAAUCUUUACCUCUGCAUCGCUUUUCGUGCAGCAUUCCCUCAUCAAGAUCUUUUCACUUGUAUUUGGAUUCAUUAGCUUCGUCGCAUUGACGGUAACUGGUGUUUUCGUUGUGCUUGUGUUCUAUCCUCACGUUGCUUGGACAGGGUGGAUUUUGAUUGCCGCCGCCGCUUUGGCGUUAGCUGCGCUUCCCUGUCUCUUUUUCUCCAUUGGUGUCAAAGAAUCAGUGUCUCAAGAUGACGAGAGCGAAAACAGCGCUUUCGGUGGCUAUGGCAAAAUUGACAACGACACCAGUUUUACAAGUACCACGUUGAUGAAGCAGAAUUCUGACUCAAAAGUACAGUUCAACGGCCCAGUCACGACUGCUUAUGGAGAAAACGCCAGCAGCUUCUCUAAUGAGUACAGUUAUCGCGGUAUGACUGGUGGUGGCGGAUACGACGUGACUAAGAAUGACUCGCAGACCAGCUUGUUCAAUUCUAAACCAAAUGAUGCAAAAGAUUUCACGAAACAGCGGCCGACUGCUCCAUCGCUUAACCUUAACGGUAGCACCACGAGCUUUUAUGGCGACCUGAAAAUGAAUAUGCACGAGGUUCCUCGUACCCCGAUCUCAGCUAAACAGAAGAUGGCACCUCACUUAGUGCCAAAUUCGGCUGUCACCUCCAACUCUCAUCUUCCAGAUAAUACGGCCUUGCCUUAUCCACCAUCCGAGUCUACAAUUACACGUCUAGAUUCAGCCAAGUAUGGUGUUUUCGACCACCAUCCUGAGGUGGAAGGCCACAAGCCGUUCACAGAGUUGGACGAUUCCGAGUUGAACGACCAAGAAUCAGAAACUCUUCCUCAACCGCAAGAUUCAGAUGACGACUCUGAUUUUACCAGUGUUUCGCAACGGCCACCAAAUGUUGAUUUCCCUGGUUACUAUCAACAGGCACCACAACAUCAGCCUUACGCCCAGCAUUAUCAGCAACCGUAUCCGCAACAGGCAUAUCAGAUCAGGCCUAACCUUUCCGAGCCUAUACAACUGCCGCAACAGUCAUCCUAUUAUGGUUCUGACGGGAGCAGCGCAAAUCGCGGCUAUUACCAGCAACCACAAGGUCAGCGUCCACCUCAGCCACCGCAGCAUUACCAGCAGUUUGCUCCUCAGGGCUACGGGGGUCGAUCAGCACCUUUCCAACCACGGCCCGUGCCACAGAGCAAGCCUCAUGGCCCUACCAUUUCUGAUAGCGUGUUGAACAACAACCCCGAUUUUGCCCUAGGCGCAGGAGGCAGACGUAAGUUUGUUCCAGUUGCUGCCCGGAAUAACGCAAGCAACAGACCAGCAAGAAGUGGAGCGCGUGAUGGACCCUACGGGAUGAUAGGCUAA